AUGAGCACAUCAAAUAAUUUCAAACGGAAAUCAUUCGCAGGUCAAAAUUCAGCAGCACCACCACCGAGUGGUACACAAAUCAAACGACCGAAACGAGCAAACGAUGAUGAUGAUGAUGACUUUGGGAACGAUGAUCCUGCUUUCGAUGAUGCUGAUCUAGAAAAUAAAGAAAACGCAAUUGAACUGGGACAUGGUCCAGCUUAUGAACCAACGAAUGUUAAAUGGUCACGACCAGAUAUUCCAUCGAUAGAUCCAUUGAAAGAGAAACUUGUAUUUCAACAAAUUGAUUUAGAUACUUACACGGAUACCGAUGGAACACCUAAUAUUCUCGAUAAAAGUCGACCUCAUGCUCACGGUCACAAUACAGUUAUACGUCUCUAUGGUGUUACUGAUGAGGGUCAUUCUAUAAUGGCACAUUUACAUGGUUAUAUUCCAUAUUUCUAUGCAUCAUUACCAUCAGAGACGUUUACAGCAGCUGAUUGUGAACGAUUUAAACAAAACUUUCAUGCAGCAUUACGUAGUGAAAUGCGUGGUAAAGAUACCAUCGCAUCCGAUAUCGUACUUAGUGUUGAACUAGAACACAAAUCAAGUAUAUACGGCUUUCAAGCGGAUUCAAAACGACAACAAGUACUUAAAAUAUGUGUCUUAUUACCAAGAUUCAUUGCAACAUCAAGACGUAUUCUUGAAGGCGGAUUUUCAUGGACGGGCAAUAAAACUCAAUUGGAUGGUUAUAAAACUUUCGAAACAAAUAUUGAUUUUGAAAUUCGUCUUAUGGCAGAUUUGAAUAUGGUCGGUUGUAAUUGGAUUGAAAUACCAGCUGGAAAAUAUUCUAUAAGAGAGAUGGUAACACGUGGUAUUACGCAUCAAUUAAAAAUACACUCGAGAUGCCAAAUGGAAGUCGAUGUAUGGGCACACGAUAUUAUUUCGUAUCCCACUGAAGGUGAUUGGCAACGUAUUGCUCCAUUACGUAUAAUGAGCUAUGAUAUUGAAUGUGCCGGACGAAAAGGUAUUUUCCCUGAGCCUGAGCAUGAUCCUGUUAUUCAAAUAGCUAGCAUGGUUAUUCGUCAAGGCGAUAAAGAAGAAUUUAUUAAGACUGUGUUUACAUUGGGUACAUGUGCAAAUAUUGCUGGUGUCGAAGUUAUUGAAUGUAGAACCGAACAUGAAUUACUUGAGAAAUGGUCCGAUUUCGUGCGUGAAGUUGAUCCGGAUAUUAUUACUGGAUAUAAUAUACAAAAUUUUGAUUUUUCUUAUCUACUUGCUCGUGCUAAAACUUUGAAUAUUCCAACAUUUCCCUAUUUGGGACGUUUAAAAGAUGUUAAAACAACAGCACGUGUAACAGUUCUUCAAUCGAAACAAUUAGGACGACGUGAAAAUAAACAAAUUAAUUUAGAAGGACGAAUUUUAUUUGAUCUUUUAUUGGUUCUACUUCGUGAAUAUAAACUUCGUUCAUAUACACUGAAUGCUGUUAGUUAUCAUUUUCUUCAACAACAAAAAGAAGACGUACAACAUUCAAUUAUAACUGACUUACAAAAUGGUAAUGCUCAAACCCGCCAUCGUCUUGCUGUAUAUUGUCUCAAAGAUGCUUAUUUACCGCUGCGUCUAUUAGAAAAACUAAUGUCAUUGAUUAACUAUAUGGAAAUGGCUCGUGUUACUGGUGUGCCCAUGAAUUAUUUACUUCAACGUGGUCAACAAAUAAAAGUUAUUUCACAAAUUUUACGAAAAUGUAAAGAAAAAAAUCUACUCAUACCAGCAAUGAAAAUCAAUGAAACAGGUGAUGACUUUAUCGGUGCUACAGUUAUUGAGCCGAUACGUGGCUAUUAUGAUACACCAAUAACAACACUGGAUUUUUCAUCUCUGUAUCCAUCGAUUAUGCAGGCACAUAAUUUGUGCUAUUCAACAUUGAUUACUGAUGGAAGAAUGAAACAGAAUCUAGCUGAAGAUGAAUAUAUUACAACACCAACUGGUAAUUGUUUCGUAACAGCUAAAGUUCGUCGUGGAUUAUUACCGGAAAUUCUUGAAAAUUUAUUGAGUGCUCGUAAACGAGCCAAACAAAUGAUGAAAGAAGAAACUGAUGAAUUUCGUAAAAAAGUUCUUGAUGGUCGCCAAAAUGCUUUGAAAAUAUCUGCAAAUUCAGUAUACGGUUUUACUGGUGCACAAGUGGGUAAAUUGCCGUGUCUUGAAAUAUCUCAAUCAGUAACAUCAUUUGGUCGUGAAAUGAUCGAGAAAACGAAAGCUUUAGUUGAAAGUGAAUUUACGAUGAGUAAAGGCUUUGAACAUGAUGCAAAAGUUAUAUAUGGUGAUACAGAUUCAGUUAUGAUUAAAUUCGGAGUUAAAACAUUAGAAGAAGCCAUGAAACUUGGUCGUUUAGCAGCAACAACUGUUUCGUCGAGUUUUCCGUCACCUAUUAAACUUGAAUUUGAAAAAUGCUACUAUCCAUAUUUAUUGAUUAAUAAAAAACGUUAUGCUGGCCUUUACUUUACACGUCCAGAUAAGCAUGAUAAAAUGGAUUGUAAAGGUAUUGAAACUGUACGACGUGACAAUUGUGAACUUGUUUCUAAUUUAAUCAGUACAUGUUUAAUAAAAUUACUCAUUGAAAGAGAUCCAAAUGGUGCUGUUGAAUAUGUUAAAAAUGUUAUUUCGGAUUUAUUAUGCAAUCGUAUUGAUAUAUCACAAUUAGUUAUUAGUAAAGAAUUAACAAAAACCGACAGCGAAUAUUCUAAUAAACAACCGCAUGCUGAAUUAGCACAUAAAAUGCGUAAACGUGAUCCUGGUAGUGCGCCUAAUCUAGGUGAUCGAGUUCCUUAUGUCAUUAUACCAGGAACAAAAAAUCAACCGGCUUAUGAGCGAGCAGAAGAUCCUGUCUAUGUAUUAGAUAAUAAUGUUCCAAUUGAUACAAAAUACUAUCUUGAACAACAAAUAUCAAAACCAUUACUACGUAUAUUUGAACCGAUUUUGGGUGAUGCGAAAGCGGAAUCCAUACUUUUACAUGGUGAACAUACAACAGUAAAAACAGUGGUUACAUCGAAAGUUGGAGGUUUAGCAAGUUUUAUUACAAAAAAAGAUAAAUGUAUUGGAUGUAAAACUGUAUUACAGGAGCAAGGUACUGCUCUAUGUUCAUAUUGUAAAGAAAAAGAAGGUGAUUAUUAUCAAAAAGAAAUUGAAUCACUACAAGAAUUAGAAGAAAAAUUUACUCGUCUAUGGACAGAAUGUCAACGGUGUCAAGGUGCUCGACUUGAAGAUGUUCUUUGCACAAAUCGUGAUUGUUCAAUAUUUUAUAUGCGUCGUAAAGUUCAAAAAGAUCUCGGUGAUCAAAAUCGUCUAAUUUCACGUUUCAAUGUCGAUCCUCUCAAUUGGUAA
This is a messenger RNA of Rotaria socialis, 3357 nucleotides long. Lineage: Eukaryota; Metazoa; Rotifera; Eurotatoria; Philodinida; Philodinidae. The record is from the annotation of a GenBank genome assembly.